Messenger RNA from Purpureocillium takamizusanense, 573 nucleotides. RefSeq lists its product as uncharacterized. The transcript has 2 exons. Bases 1 to 573 code for a protein of 190 amino acids. Lineage: Eukaryota; Fungi; Ascomycota; Sordariomycetes; Hypocreales; Ophiocordycipitaceae. The record is from RefSeq and is a predicted model, not a curated record.
AUGGAAUACAUGUGGCGAAGCGACCUGUCGAAUGCACGUCGUGCUGCUGCCCAGGAAGGGAAUGAUGAGCCUCAGUCUUCAGACCCAGGUGCACCCGCUCUGAGCGCCACGCUCGAAGGUCCGGCCAACAUGUCUCUCGGCAAGAAGAUCAAUAUCGUAGCGCACAUUACGCUCGAAGGCAACAAGCCCGUCACUUUCCAUACACACCGCAUCAAAAACACCUUUCGCAUGUUUCGCCGUCGCGUCCAGGGGAAGAGUCCCGGGGACAGGGAACGAAGUGAUGCGACAUGGGUUCCUGGUGACGAUGACGAAACGCCGAGGUACUUCAUCGCGGAUGACGCUGACGGUACCGACCUCUCGGCGGGCCCGGCGUCCGAAGACCACCUCCACGUGCGCUUCACCGGCGUGGAGCUGGGCUGGUGGGACUGGGGCGACGCCGAUGCGCACGAUCAGACGGAGGCAUGGUUGCCGUGCUUUAUCAGCGGCGAUGUUAUUGAUCCGCGGGACAAUAAUGGGAGACCAAAGGCGCGAGUCGGUGGUUUGCGGGAUGUUGAGUUUGUGAUUGAGGAUUAA